AUGAAAGUUUCUACUUUAUUUCUUUUGCCAGUGAUGGCUAAUGCUAUCAAUUUCCCAAGACACAAAUUCCUUAUUGAUAAUAUAAAUCUAGUUAGAGCUGAUGCUACAUACGUUAAAAAAAAUAUUGCUGAUAAAUGCUCCGAUGGCAACCAUAUCAUUGGCACCGCUAAUGACUUGAGAAGUCUAGCAAAUGACUGCACCGAAGUAAAAGGCUCCAUUGAAAUUUCAAGCUCCUACAGAGACUCUGAGAUUGAUUUUUCUAGCAUUAAGGAAGUUGAUGGGAGUAUUAAAAUUUCUGAUUCUUCUUCUGUCGUUUCUGUCAGUGGUAAUCAUUUAGAAAAGGUUGGAGGUUCUUUUGAAAUAAAGAACUUAACUUCGUUAGUAUCUGUUAGUUUAGAUAAAUUGAGUGACGUCCAGGAAAUUGAGUGGAACAUUUUACCAUUGUUAAACUCACUUUCAUUGAACAAAGAUAUUAAAAAUUUGAGAAAAAUUAGCAUCUCUGACACAGCUCUUUCAAAUAUAAAUGUCUUCUCUAACAUUAAAGAAUUGGACAUACUUAAUGUUAAUAACAAUAGAUUCUUGGAAAGAAUUAAUUCAAAUGUGGAAAAGAUCAAUAAAAAAUUUAGUAUCCAUGCCAAUUCAAAAGAACUGGUGCUGGAAAUGAAUGAUUUACAUUCAGUUGGUGACAUUUCUAUUAGAGAUCUGUCUUUGAUUAAUUUCCCAAAAUUAGAAUAUGUCAAUAAAUCGAUGGAGUUUAUUGAAAAUUCAAUGAAAUCCAUAGAGAUUAAAAAUCUUAAAGCUGUGGAUGGCACUGUAGGAAUUAUUGAUAACGAUAAUCUUGAAAAAGUUGAUUUAAAUGAUCUCGAAAAUAUUGAUGGUGCUUUGAUGAUUUCCAAUAAUACCAAUCUAAAAUCCAUUAACUUUUUCAAAAAUUUAAAGCAAAUUGGUGGAGCUAUAAGGUUUGAAGGUAAAUUUAGUGAGACUGAUUUCCCAAAUUUAAAACUUGUCAAAGGAAGUGCCUUUAUUAACAGUAAAUCAGACAGCUUCGAUUGUGGCACAUGGGUAGCUACAAAAAAUGGACGUUCAUUCAUUAGAGGUGGCAAAAUUCAAUGUACUUCAGAUAAAAAGGAAAGUCUUGUAAAUUUGACUGACGAAGGUGAAGUGCUUGAUACCAAAACAUCAGAAAAGGAUGAUUUCCAAGAAGAUACUACAAACAAAACGACCGGUUCCUCCCCUACGACAGCAACUUCUUCGAAACAGAAAGAUAAGACUAAAAAGACAAGCGAUGGCCUUUCCUUAAAACCAACUACCAAAGUAAGAUUGAUUAUCUGCACAUGUUUAAUCCUGUUCAAGAGUUUAUAUUGA
This is a messenger RNA of Kazachstania africana CBS 2517, 1365 nucleotides long. RefSeq names its product Sps2p (gene SPS2). The record is from RefSeq and is a predicted model, not a curated record. The coding region runs from base 1 to 1365 and encodes 454 amino acids. Gene Ontology annotation, cellular component: plasma membrane; fungal-type cell wall. Gene Ontology annotation, biological process: ascospore wall assembly. The transcript has a single exon. Lineage: Eukaryota; Fungi; Ascomycota; Saccharomycetes; Saccharomycetales; Saccharomycetaceae.